AUUUUUGGGCACAGGAAAUGGCCCGAAGGAGCUGCAGAGCAAAGCCUCCCCUCUCUGGCACCGCAUGGGAGUGCCCCGUGGGAUGGGGAGAGGACCAGGCAGUCAGGCAAAGGUUAGGGGAGGAAAGCAAAGGCAGAGACCCAGAACGACUCCAGGAAAUGUUUGGAUUUCUCCACCAGGAGGGAGGACAAACAAGCUUUUUUCUUGCCUUCUGGGCAGCUCUGUGUGCUCUCCAGCUCCGACUCCGAGCAGGAAGGGCGAAGCCGAAAAUAAAAAUUAUUCCAGAGCUGGACCCAAUGGCUCCUCUACUGCACGAGGCUCAUUGGACCCCCGCAUCCCGCCGCCUCCCAGAAACGACCACUUUGGCUAAAUUGCAUGCAUUUCCAAGCUUCGCCCGGCUGCAGGCUUGGCCUCUGGGAGAGGCAGGCGGCUUGUGAGUGGGCUCCAAAGAAAGGACCUCCCUGGGUCUCUCAUUUCCUGGCUGAAGUUCCUCUUCUCAGUGCUGAGGCAGCAUCCAACCCAUACUCGCAGGACCCGCAUCCUGGGUGAUGAAGUCAGACACGCAGCAGCCAGGUGAGUGGUAACGCUCAGAUAAGCAUCUGUGCCUUUGUGGGGACUCCCUGGGCUGCUCCGCACCCGGACACUCGCUCUGUCCUCGCCAUGUACAACGGAUCGUGCUGCCACAUCGAGGGGGACGCCAUCUCCCAGGUGAUGCCGCCGCUUCUCAUCGUGGCGUUUGUGCUGGGCUUGCUGGGCAAUGGGGUCGCCCUGUGUGGUUUCUGCUUCCACAUGAAGACCUGGAAGCCGAGCACUGUUUACCUUUUCAACUUGGCCGUGGCUGAUUUCCUGCUCAUGAUCUGCCUGCCUUUUCGGACAGAUUAUUACCUUAGAGGUAGACACUGGGCUUUUGGGGACAUUCCCUGCCGGGUGGGGCUCUUCACUUUGGCCAUGAACCGGGCCGGGAGCAUCAUGUUCCUUACGGUGGUGGCAGUGGACAGGUAUUUCAAAGUGGUCCAUCCCCACCACGCGGUGAACACCAUCUCCAACCGGAAGGCGGCUGGCAUCGUCUGCACCCUGUGGACCCUGGUCAUUCUGGGAACGCUGUAUCUUUUGCUGGGGAACCAUCUCUGUGUGCAAGACACAGCCGUCUCCUGUGAGAGCUUCAUCAUGGAGUCAGCCAAUGGCUGGCACGACAUUAUGUUCCAGCUGGAGUUCUUUCUGCCCCUUGGCAUCAUCUUAUUUUGCUCCUUCAAGAUCGUUUGGAGCCUGAGGCAGAGGCAGCAGCUGGCCAGACAGGCUCGGAUGAAGAGGGCGACCCGGUUCAUCAUGGUGGUGGCGGUUGUGUUCAUCACAGGCUACCUGCCCAGCGUGUCCGCCAGGCUCUAUUUCCUCUGGACGGUGCCCUCGAGUGCCUGCGAUCCAUCUGUCCAUGUGGCCCUGCACAUUACCCUCAGCUUCACCUACAUGAACAGCAUGCUGGAUCCCCUGGUGUAUUAUUUUUCAAGUCCCUCGUUUCCCAGAUUCUACAACAAGCUCAAAAUCUGCAGUCUGAAACCCAAGCAGCCAGGACAUUCAAAAACACAAAGGGUGGAAGAGAUGCCAGUUUCGAACGUCAGUCGCAAGAGUUCCAUCGGUGUGGCAAAUAGUUUCCAAACCCUGUCUGAUGGGCAGUGGGAUCCCCAAAUGUGUUGAGUGGUGCUGAACAAACAGACCAGCAAGGUUGAGGAAGACAGAGCGGUGACCUAGAGUUAACUCAUGCUAAGGGGUUGGGGGCUUUGAGAUUGCCACUCCUCUUUCUUAUUGCAAGACGGCUUCACACACAUGAGCUGCAUCCUUCUCAUUCUGUCGGAAAUGAAAUUCACAUAACUGCACCUUUUGGGGAGGUUCCAGUUGAUUGAAGUGAGUUGAUUGCAUUUUCUUAUCUGAUUACAAUGGCAGGGGACUGAAUGUGCCUGGAGUGGAGUCUGUGUGUGUUGGGAGGGGAUUAGGAACUGCACAGCCCCUGUGUAAUUUUGUUUGUUUGUUUUUGUUUUGAGACGGAGUCUUGCUCUGUCGCCCAGGCUGGAGUACAGUGGCAUGAUCUUGGCCCACUGCAACUUCCGCCUCCUGGGUUCGUUCAAGCAAUUUUCCUGUCUCAGCCUCCUGAGUAACUGGGAUUACAGGCUCCAGCCACCAGGCCCUGCUAAUUUUUGUAUUUUUAGUGGAGACAUAGUUUUACCACGUUGGCCAGGCUGGUCUCAAACUCCUGACCUCAAGUGAUCCGCCAGCCUCGGCCUUCCAAAGUGGUGGGAUAACUGGAGUGAGCCACUAUGCCUGGUCUCCCCCGUGUAAUUUUAAUCCGCUAAGUAAAUGGGCAUAUGUGUUUAAAUGGGUGAUGUUCUCUCUCUUAGAGGGUGUGGGGGGGGGGCAGUUAGCAGUAUUUCCUGUUAGGGAGUUGGGGGCAGUUAGCAAUACUUUCUAUCCUCUCAGCGUAAAUCAUUUCUCAUCUCGGGAAAUAGGAACCAGACUAAGUCAAUACUUUUUUCAGGCCAAAUGAGGCUCUUUAGAUUGGAAUGUAUUGAUCCUAUUAAUUUUCAUCUUUACUGGGGCCCCUCUGUACAUUUCUUUGUGAUUGUUGUGACUUCCCAGUAGCCCAAGAAAAACAGCAGCAAAACCAUCUGCCCUGCCCUUCACAUGUGUGUGUUUCAAAGCGGGUGCUGAGGAUCCGUUCCCCAGCCCUGGCUUCUCCAGUGUCGUGUGCUGAGUCCAACACAAUUGCUUUUGACGACUUGUUAUGUGACUGUGAAUUGAAAUUAUUCACUUAUUUCUUCUCCAGGUAUUUGCUGGAUUUGUAUUUGGUGGCAGGCACUAUACUGUGUCAUUUUUGCCAGAGGGUCAUUAGUCAACUGCUGUGUGACAAUAAAGUGUUUUGGGGGCUAGGGAUGGAGAAGUUAAGAACUUUCAACCUUUCAUGGAAUAUAGUUUCUAGACCUGUUCUGUGUGACUAUCAAUGUUGUCCUCUUAUUGCAAGACUCCCUCAUGCACAGGAGUUUCCCAAAUGUGUACCUGGACCCCUCAAAACAGAGGACUCUGUGAAAUGACAAGCCGCCCCUGCCUUGCAUUAGGGGGAACAUUCCAGGCCAACUGUAGCUCCUUUCUCAACCUGCAAAGUGGUGAACAUGGUUCUCAAAUCCUUAAUUUAUACUCUCUCAAAUGCCCAGGGUACUCUCCCCACUUAAGAACUUUGCCAACUUCUAGUUCUUUGGCCUCAAAACACCCCUGUAAGGCCGGGUGUGGUGGUUCACACCUGUAACCCCAGCACUUUGGGAAACCGAGACAGGUGUAUCACUUGAGGUCAGGAGUUUGAAACCAGCCUGGUCAACAUGGUGAAAUCCCGUUUCUACUAAAAAUACAAAAAUUAGCCAGGUGCGGUGAUGGGCACCUGUAAUCUCAGCUAUUCAGGAGGCUGAGGCAGGAGAAUCACUUAAACCCGGGAGGUGAAGGUUGCCAUGAGCUGAGAUUGCACCAUUGCACUCCAGCCUGAAUGACAGAGUGAGACUCUGUCUCACACACAAAAAAAAACAAAAAAACCCAACUCUUUAGGCUGUCCCUAUUAUUCCUUUUUUCAGAGGCACUGCACAGCCUAGUGAUGAAAAAUAUGGGCUACAGAGUGUUAGACGCAUCUAAGUUUGAAACUCAGCUCAAGCAUGUACUAGACCUGUGAUUGUUUUUUCAGACACAGAGUCUCACUGUAUUGCCCAGGCUGGAGUGUGUGCCAUGCUCAUUGCUCACUGUAGCCUCAAACUCCUGGGCUUAAGCAAUCCUCCUACCUCAGUCUUCUGAAUAGCUGGGAGUGUAGCCAUGAUGAGGUCUCACACACUGUGUUGCCCAGGCUGGUCUCAAACUCAUGGCCUCAAAAAGUCCCCGCAUCUUGGCCUCGCAGUGUAUUGGGAUUACCUGCAUGAGCCACCGCACCCAGCCUGGCAGGUUUUAUUUUAACCACUUGUAGCUCCAUUUUCCUCGUCUGUCAAACAGGGAUAACUACAGUAAACUUCACUGUGUCACUGGGCAGGUUAAAUGAAUGUACAUUACUGAAGCGUCGGAAAUUUGUACAGUUAUAUACCUAAUGCCUAGGGGAGGACCUGCACACAGUAGGUGCUCAGUAAAUGUUUGUUAAAUGAAUGAAUGAAUGAUUACGUGCAUGUAAAGCCUUAAGUACAGAGCCUGGUAGUAAGUGCUCAAUAUUAUGACUUAUGAUAUUAACAUGUUUUACACAUAAAGAAACAGAGGCAAAGAAGCAAUUUCCUCUGGGGUUUAGAGCCCUUAAGUUGCUGCUCUGUUUUCACGCCUGAAUUCCCCUGCCCCUCAGUUACCUGGUGAAGAGUGAAGGCAAGAAUUCGUAUCAGCAUUAAAGAGUCAUACAUCCUCCUGAUAGGAAUCUGUGAAAACCCACACUUCUGCUUUUAGUUCUAUUCUUAGAAUUAUUCCCCAGGCUGCUGCUCCUUUGUUGCUUCAUCGUAAUAAAAAUG
Molecule: messenger RNA, 4508 nt
Organism: Callithrix jacchus (white-tufted-ear marmoset)
Lineage: Eukaryota; Metazoa; Chordata; Mammalia; Primates; Cebidae
Gene: HCAR1
Product: hydroxycarboxylic acid receptor 1
Biological process (GO): G protein-coupled receptor signaling pathway
Cellular component (GO): plasma membrane
Molecular function (GO): G protein-coupled receptor activity
Source: RefSeq, a predicted model, not a curated record